GGCGGUUCACCCAUUAGGUGAAUCCAAAAGAUAUAAAGCUGGGAUCUGGUGGCUAGAUUUUUUCAUUGCUCGUCUUCAACGAUGUGGCUGCGUGCAACCAUACCUUUGGUCAUUGUCUCAAUGUCGAUGGUUCUGGCCCAGGGCGAUGGGCGAUACCGUCCUCCGCCCACUCGGGCCAGUGCCGGAGACGGACGCUAUCGCGGUGGCAACGAUGGAAGGUAUGUUGGUGGCAACGAUGGACGGUAUCGAGGCGGAGGCGAUGGCCGCUACUCCGGCAGCAAUGACGGUCGCUAUGUCCAUGUGGACAACAAAUACCAACACGACAACCGCCCGGGCGGGGACUACACCGGCGACAGUGGUCGGUAUGUGGGUGACAAGAACCGUGGUUCCGGAUCGGGAGGAGGAGGUGGAGCAGGUGGAGGUGGAGGUGGAGCUGAAGGAGGUGGUGCCGCAGUAGCCCCACCAAGAACCACAGCUAGACCGUCACCGAGACCCACCACACCUGUCCCAACGGCGGUGCCAGAUCCCACCGCCAACUUGCCGAAAGGCCGUGGCACUGGAGAAGGUGGCAAUGGAUGGGCCAUUAUUCGGCAGGAGGACGACGUGGAUCAGGAUGGCUAUCAUUAUCUUUGGGAAACUGAGAAUGGCAUCCUGGCGGAGGAAAGUGGACGCAUCGAGAAACUAACCGAGGAGGAUGGACUCCGCUCUAAAGGCUUCUACGAGUAUACGGGUGAUGAUGGCAUUCUCUACCGGGUGGACUACGUCGCCGACGACAAUGGCUUUGUGCCCAGUGCCGCCCACUUGCCAACGGCACCGCCCCCACCGCCCUACGUGGCCAAGUUGCUGGCUUUCCUGGAGGCCAAUGCCAAGAAUGCUAAGAAAUAAAUGUUAAACUGUAAAGAUAAUAAACUUUUGUGCCAUUUA
This is a messenger RNA of Drosophila bipectinata, 924 nucleotides long. It is a transcript of the gene Cpr49Ab, whose product is annotated as Cuticular protein 49Ab. Gene Ontology annotation, molecular function: structural constituent of chitin-based larval cuticle. NCBI's taxonomy places the organism in Eukaryota, Metazoa, Arthropoda, Insecta, Diptera, Drosophilidae. The record is from RefSeq and is a predicted model, not a curated record. Gene Ontology annotation, cellular component: chitin-based extracellular matrix.